Penicillium oxalicum is the source of this 1203-nucleotide messenger RNA. RefSeq lists its product as uncharacterized. The record is from RefSeq and is a predicted model, not a curated record. Gene Ontology annotation, molecular function: O-methyltransferase activity. The transcript has 4 exons. NCBI's taxonomy places the organism in Eukaryota, Fungi, Ascomycota, Eurotiomycetes, Eurotiales, Aspergillaceae. The coding region runs from base 1 to 1203 and encodes 400 amino acids.
AUGAUGAGAAGCAAGUCUGCGCAGAAAUUAGUCGAUCGUCUGCAGGAAUUGACAACACAAGAUCUGGCGAGCCCCUCCCCGCAGACCCAUUUUGAGCUUCUUCAGACAAUCGACCAACUGCGACUGGCGAUCGAGACCCCGGAAGAGACUGUUCUGCGUUUGGUCUACCAGCCCCCCCAAAAUGCUGCGCUGCGCUCUGUGAUGGAUUUGGGCAUCUUUCAAAUCCUGACUGAAAAAGCUCAUCGCAUGCAAGGUGUAUCGGCUUUUCAACUCGCACGGUACACCGCCGCAGAUGAGGGUUUGAUUGCUCGACUGAUGCGUCUGAUGACAUCCCUUGGACUUUGCAGUACCGUUGCACCUAAUGUCUACCGAGCCAAUGAAAAGACCACGGCCUUGAAUGAGCCAAUUGGCCACGACGGAGUGCCAUGCAUUUACGAUCUCACCGUUCCAACGCUGAGCAAACUUCCGGAAUAUCUGCGAGCUCAUCACUACGCCAAUCCUGACGACUACGCACAAUCACCCAUGCGAUGGGUGGUGGGCCAGAGUCAAUUUGAAUGGUUAGCUGACCAUCGAGACCAACAAGCGCGCUUCAACUCGUACAUGGCUAGCCGUAGACAGGGCAGACCCAUGUGGUUUGACACCUACCCAGUGGAGCGAUUGCUCGAUACCGUCCAGCCCUUCGCCGAUAAUGUCCUGUUGGUAGACAUUGGGGGUAAUCAGGGUCAUGACCUGACUCAAUUCCGCAAGACAUAUCCCCAUGUGCCCGGUCGGUUGGUCCUCCAGGAUCUGCCUGAGGUUGUCAACAAGUCAUUGUGCUCAGGGCCGAGUAUUGAAGUCAUGCCGUACAAUUUUCUGGAUGCUCAGCCAGUUCGGGGUGCUCGGGCAUACUACUUCCGCGCUGUCUUCCACGAUUGGCCUGAUCACAUCUGUCAGCGAAUUCUGCGCAACACCGUGACUGCCAUGGUUCCGGGUGUCUCCCGGAUCCUUAUCGUUGACUUGGUCCUGCCAGAUGUUGACGCGCCUCUUUUCCAGGCCUCCUUGGACAUUCAGAUGAUGAGCAUUGGUGCCGGGAUUGAACGAUCAGAAACUCAAUGGCGGAACCUUCUUUGGAGUGUGGGGUUGGAAAUCAAUGGCAUUUGGAACCACAGUCCGGGCAUGGAGUCUGUGAUUGAGGCUGUCCACAUGGGUGAUCGGGCCGACUGA